AAGAUGGCCGCCGCCUUCGAGUGCCGCUCGGGCACGUCUGUCACGUGGCGAGAGCACGUCUCCGAUAUUCAUUCGUUCAUUCGGGUCGCGGGCGUCCCGGCGCCUCUCCCGGCUAUCUUCGGGCGAGGGGCGGGACACGCCCUGAACCGAUCGGAAGAAGAAACAAACAAACAUUCGCCCUCACAUUCACAAUUUAGGGUCGUCGACGAACCGAGCAUGCUUGUUUUUGGGAUUGGGAGCAAAGCGGAGUGCCCGGGGAGAACAUGCAAAGUCCACACGGGCGGGGCCGGGAUUCGAACCCCGGCCUUCGGAACCGUGAGUCAGAUGUGCUAACCGGUCGUCCGCUGUGCCGCCAGCAUGUCCAAAAAAAAAAAAUUUGGGAAUUCCCCUCCCGACCGUACUUCAAACUUCCAAAGACACUUUUUAAAGUCCACUGGACCCUAACCGGCCUAUUCGGCAUGAAGGAAUUCGCCUAUUUGCAGAGUUUGGGGGGAACCUGCGCCCGUCGAGCAAAAGUAUCGAAGCAGACAAAACUUUAUUCAACGGGAGCACAAGACCAGCGAUUCUGUGCGGUUGGCGAAAGUAUCACUGCCGAAGUUCAGUUGUGUUGAACUUUUUACGACAAUUAUUGCAUUUCAUACUUUUUUUUUUUUCCUCUCUUGAAGCGCAGUGUUAAUGUUCCAACUCUGCCUAAUGCUACCGUGGCUGAGAAUGAGACUAAAUGUACGUUUUAGGAAUCAAAUCUGAUGAACACUUGGGCCUACUACACUACUACAUUUGAGCGUUGUCGUGAUGGCGCCGCGAGAAUUCUUUCAGUGUCAAAAGUUUGAGAACAAACACAAAGGAAGGAAAUAAAUCUACCACGACAAAAGUGUUGGCGGCAAAACCAAGCCCAGAAUAAAAAAAGGAACAAAUGGAAAGUCGAUCGAUGGAGCGACAAAUUGAAAACAAAACCAAGCAAAAAGACAAAAGCGCAACUGCGCAAAUAAGUAAAGACCACGGCCGUCCGCGGGGGGGCGGAGGACGCCGUCUGAAGUUUCCAAAGGCGGGAAAUCAGAAAACAGCAAAACCAAAAGACUUGCCUACGAAGGAACCCGAAUAGCGACGGCACAAGAAGACCACGAGAACGCGGCGAGCGUCCGUCUCCCGCUUAAAAGCCAACGAAAGUGAAAAAGUCCAAAAACAAAAACCAAACAGGAUCACGCGAUGGUGACAGUUGUUUGUGGGAACCUCGCUUUAGUUGCAUUUUUUUUACAUUUCGGACGGAGCCCAUUGGCCAAUCCCCCGAGUGUUCGUCUUUUUCCCCAAAAAUACGUUUCGUGGGAAAGACAAGCAGCAGAAACUGUUUGUGGACUUUUGCUAUCCCCACCGGGAGGCGCAAAGAGCAGCGGUCGUAUGACGCCGCUUUGAAGAAACGCUGAGACGCUCGUUUGUCACGGGGUUACGCUCUAGGAAACUCGCAAUCAAAGAAAUCUGCCAACUAACAGACAAUUACGUCUUAUAUUAUAUCCACCUAUCAGUUACACAAUGGCAUUAUACAGUACGACACUUCAGGCCGUUUCCCGCGUGCGCCAUUUGCAAAUAUCGUCGGCAUUGCGGCAACCCAGAAUUCAUCGCGGCGACGAUUUUAACUUCAGGACUGUAGUUGUCGAAACUCAAGCUCACCGUUGCUCUUUACUUGCGUGCGCCCCUGCGGCCGUUGUUAGGAGCUAUCCGUUGCACCUCGCUCGCUAUUUGUGAAUGCGUUCGAUCAAACUCGGACUGCGGCUCGUGUUUUAAACGCUAGCUUUCCCGUCACGUCGUAGGGCACCCUCAAGCAAUUUGCUGACUCAACAAAUUUAAGAGUCGACGUGACUCGGUAAGGUUUCGUGACUAUUUCGAACGAGCCGCGAGUCAUUGUCGCCGCAUUCAAAUCGCUUAGCCGACCGAGCUAACCGUAUCAGAGACGUGCGGCCGAGUAACCGCUCAACACCGACCAAGUCAAAAAAAAAUCACGACGCACUGAAUCCACGAUAAGCGAACUGUGAUAUAGCAAGGUAUUACACAAUAGCGUUUAUUUGCCAUCUGGCAUUCACAAUUGUCCUUUUUGUGGAUUUUUGGGGGUGAAUCCAUUAUUUGCUGAAAAACUCAAGCUCAAAACGUGUGUUGAAACUGUCCGGUAAUUGCUUGCGGAUGCCGUGUGAUGCAAGCGAAGGGCUACCUUUGUCGGAAUGAAGCUCCUCGACUCACUCGAUAACUGGCGGAUUUUGGCUCUUUCGGGAUCUGCCCCGAAGUCAACGAAAAACAAGUUCAUCGAAUAUGUAAAAGAUACUUCUACAUUCUACAGGAAUUCGAUCUAAUUGCGAGAAGAAGUCAUCCCGGUCGCCCGAAAGCGAGUUGAGACGCGCUUACAUAACCGCUGCCGUUAGGACACUGAAAUGGCUUCGUGCGUGCUCGUACACGAAUGUCGUACACACGCAAGGUUUAAGAUGGCGUGUGUGCGUGUGCUCGUUUUCCAACAAGCCUACACGACUUCCUGCUGGCACCCGAUUGGAUGCCUAAAAUGUGCACACAAACGCACCCGAAUCAUCGUCAUUCAAUCAUUCGUCGGAGGAAAAAGAUUCCGAGCAUAUUCGCGGAAUCAUCAAGUGAGUGUGAUAAAACAUCAACACGCACACACGCGGAGGGUGUUCGUGUCACUUCCUCUGCAUCCUCUCACGGUCUCCAUGGCAACCGUCUGCAGAGAGGCGGGCUCUGGCGGGCCACGCCCACUGCAGCACGUUCGGCUCCCCCGCGCGCAUUUGACCUUUUGCAUUAUUUGAUCUAUUUUUAUUCCAUGCACGUCGUUUUGAAAUGUUUUGGUGCGCGUGCGCGUGCGCGUGCGAGUGAUCCUGCCCCGCAACGGAAGUGUCCUGACUGUAAUUCCGAUAUUCAUUUAUUUGGGAAGGCAAAGUGACUAAAACGGAGAUUUCCAAACGAAUGAAGCCUCGCCGAGCCCGCGCUUCGGAAACCUUUUACCACUUGGAAGAAAAAAUUCCCCAAAACGUCUCCACGUUCUACCAUAAUAAAAACAUUUCAAUUCAGUUACGCCUCCCAGUUCCGAGGACCGGGGUUCGAUCCCCGGCCCCGCCCGUGUGGAGUUUGCGUGUCGUCCCCGUGCCCGCGUGGCUUUUCUCUCCCGCAUCCCAAAAACGCGCGUUCAUCGGAGACUCUCAAUUGCCCGUAGGUGCGACUGCGAGCGCGGACGCUUGUCUGUUUGCGUGUGCCCUGCGACCUGCCCGACGAUAGCCGGGAUGGGCUCCGGCACGCCCGCGACCCGCGUGAGGAGAAGCGCGACAGAAAACGGACGCAUGGAUGGCAUUGAAGCUACAUAGUAGGCCUAAGUGUUCUUCAAAAAACAAAAGGUCACUGCAACAUUAGGCACUGUUUGAACAUUCAAACCGAGGGAAAGGAAAUGACUUCAGGAUUCGAUACAAAAGAGACAUUAAACAUUAUUGCAGUUAAAUACAAAAAAAAAAUGUUCAACAAGACAUGACAACGGAUUCUACUUUCAAGAUACGACUUCGAGCGCCACCUUCAGAUAGGAGCGCUCCACGGUGGCGGUGAACUCAAUCGAUUCAGUUUGACAAAUCGUCAACAAUUCUUCAAGCUGUUUCGCGCCGCUCCCAGCUGAAGUUUAGUCGGAAACGAAACAGAAACCAAAGAGCACGCCGCCCGUCAAAUAACAACUUCCGCUUCGCUGAAUGCGAACAAACAAUGAAAAACGCAAUUGACAUGCUAAUGGUUAGCAUCGAUAGCUGCAGUUUUGGACGCAACAAAUAUUUAAACACAAACACAUGUAGACAGAUCAUAUGUUGUUACAUAUUCAUAUUAUGUUACAUCAUUAUUUUACGAUACGGGAAGUCCUGGAUUUACGAACGAGUUCCGUUCCCACCCUGGCGACGUAACACGAUUUCCCACGUAAGUCGGAUUUCACCGUUAAAGUCGAAAUUUACGGCCAAAUACUUGCGUUACGGGUAUCGUCCCGCGCGAUCGUGACAGCGAGCUCAGCGUGUGCGUCGACGCGUGAGUGAGGCGGGACCGCGAAGGAGGAAGGCGUGCGCGCCGGUGCGAGUGCGAGUGCGGUGACGGCGACCGCGGGAGAGUAGCGAUUAGCGGAGGGCGCGUCGACGUCGAACGUGCCGAGGAGCCGAUGAAGCCGUUCGAGCGGCACACGGGCGCUUCGUGCCUUUAUUGUGCGACGAGAGUUAACCCCUGCGUCUCCCCGCCACGGUCGGGCGACCGUCGGGGAAAGGUUAACGCUUUGGAUGAAGAAACUCAAAUAUAAAAAAAGAUGCUGUACUUACCAUUACUGCUGAGGGUGUGAAAAAAGGAGGGCGGAAAAAAAAGGCAAAGAUGCUCCCGCCGCACAAACACAGACACGCACGAUGCACUAGCUAAGCGGGGAGCACGAUGGUGUCGGGACAAAAUGGCGGACGAGGCGCGGGCGUCGUAAAGUCGAAACGUCGUAGGUCGAGGACUUCCUGUACUGACCUCCUGACGGUAGCAGGAGAACAAAUACUCUUCUUCUGCACAAGUGAAAUAUUAGCUAUCGUCCCCGGCGUGCCCGGAACACCUCGCCCACGAGCCAUCCUAAUCGGAUGCCCGAGCCACCUCAUCUGGCUCCUCUCGAUGCGGAGGAGCGGUAGCUCUACCCCGAACCCGAGCUUCUAAUCCGUUCUCUAAGGGAGAGCCCGGACGCCCCGCGGAGGAAACUCCUUUUGGCCACUCGUAUCUGGGAUCUUAUUCUUUCGUUCCGUGGGUGAGGGUAGGAACGUAGAUCGACCGGUAAAUCGAGAGCUCCGCGGGACUCCCCGAGGGACGCGGUCGAACGCCUUCUCCGAGUCCACAAAACACCUGUAGACUGGUCGCGCACCCUCGAGGACCCCGCCGAGGGCGUAGAGCCGGUCCGCUGUUCCGAGGCCGGGACGAAAACCGCACUGCCCCUCCUGAAUCUGAGAUUCGACUUCGCGACAGACCGCCCUCUCCGGCGCCACCGGGCGGCGAUCGCUCGGCAGCUCCGCCCGUCUCUCCAACCGAGUGUCCGAGACGUGCGCCCGCAAGUCCGAUGUCGCGAGCGCAAAGUCGACGGUCGAACUGCGACCCGGGGCGUCCCGGCGCCAAGUGCGCGUGCGGACACCCUUUUGCUCGAACGUGCUGUUCGUUAGGGACAAUCCGUGACGAGCGCAGAAGUCCAAGGCAACAAGGUAUACCCGCACCUGCUCGGCGCCUCUCACCGUGGGCAACUCCGGAGUGGAAGAGAGUCCGACCCCUUUCGAGAGGACCGGCACCGGAGCCCGAGCCGUGUGCGGCGGCGAGCCUGACUACAACUGGUCGGAAGCUCUCGACCUCGCGCACCGGCUCGGGCUCCUUCCCCGCCCGAGAGGUGACGUUCCACGCCCCGAGAGCCGGCUCCCGUAGCCGCGGAUCGGAUCGCCGAGGUCCCCGCGCCGCGCCCGACUCCUAUGGCCCCUCCCGCGGGGGGCGAGCCCACGGGAAGGGGGACCGUGGGUCCUUAUCCUUUCGGGCGCCUUCGUUCCCCGCAUCCAGGCCUCGCUCCGGAGGGGGGCCCCGGUGACCCGCGUCUGGGCAAGGGAAAAGGUCUUCCAGUAUUUUUAAACAUCAUCGGGGUCUUCGGAGCCGUGCUUUGUCUGGUCCCUCGCCGAGGGCCUGUUUGCCACGGGUGACCCGUAAAGCGCCAGACCGCUCGGGUCGAAGGAUCAUCGGGACGCGCAGACCCCUCGGCGACGAUAAGAAACAUUGCUGGAUGACUUCAUGUUGACUCAUCCCAUCUUCCUGACGGCCGACACCUUCCAGCGAGUUCUCCUGCAGCGGUUCCGUCUGCUUGCGGGGGACGGGCCGGGCGAGGCGGAGGAGGGGCCGGGCGGGGAGGGGGAGGAGCCGGGAGAGGGAAGGCGGGGCCGGCCGCACGCGGAGCUGGUGCGGGACGGCGUCCGCGGGAAGCGCGCCGUGCUCAGCGUGGCCUUUCGCUACCUGGAGACGUACCGGGAACUGCUGCAGGAGGAGGGAGACAAAUUCCCCAAGGAGUUGUACGUGUGCGCGCUUCGGGAGCUGAGUCGACAUCCCGGCCUGGUCGACGACGUCGUCAAACUGGAACGCUGGACCCAAAUGUUACACUGCCCUGUCGACGAGGAGAAGGAGAGCCGCAGGAAGCAGGUGCGACCGCUCUUCCGCCAUUUCCGGCGUAUCGACGCCUGCCUGCAGCCCAGGGAGGCGUUCAGGGGCUCCGACGAGAUUUUCUGCAGGGUGUACACGCCCGACCACUCGUACGUGACCAUCCGCAGCCGGCUGUCGUGCCGCGUGGGCGACAUCCUGGCGCUGGUGCGGGAGAAGCUGCAGUACAGCGACGAGCGGCCGCUGGCGCCCGGGAAGCUCCUCCUGGUCGCCGUCACGUCCGCCGGAGAGAAGGCGGCGUUCCGGCCCAGCGACGAGGCCGUCUUCACCACGCUGGGCGUCAACACGCACCUCUUCACCUGCCAACCCGACGAGCUCGACUCCCUGCUCCCUCUUCCCGAGGAGAUCCACUGGACGCCCGGAGACAGCAAACUUCACGACAUGUCGGCCGAGGAAGUGGCCAACCAGCUGGUGGCCUUCGACUGGGAGCUCUUCGGCUGCGUGCACGAGGUGGAGUUUGUGUGUUACGUGUUCCACGGCGAGCGGUCCCGCUGGCGCCCCCUCAACCUGGAGCUGGUACUGCAGCGCUGCAGCGAGGUGCAGCACUGGGUCGCCACGGAGACGUUGCAGUGCCACUCGCUGCCCAAACGGGUUCAGCUGCUCAGAAAGUUCAUCAAGAUCGCGGCGCUCUGCAAGCGACAGCAGGACCUUCUGUCCUUCCUGGCUGUGCUCCUGGGCUUGGACAACCCGGCACUCGGCAGACUGAGGCUCACCUGGGAGGGUCUUCCAGGGAAAUUCCGGAAACAGUUUCAACAGUUUGAGAGCAUCGCUGAUCCUUCUCGAAACCACAAGUCGUACAGAGACCUGAUCACCGGUCUCACGCCGCCACUCAUCCCCUUCACGCCGCUGCUGCUCAAAGAUUUGACUUUUCUUCACGAAAGUUGCAAAACUUUUCAUGGUCAACUCGUCAACUUUGACAAGAUGCACAAAGUGGCCGACAUGGUGCGAAGCAUCCGCAGAUACCGCAGUGGACAGCUGGUCGUGGAUACGGAGACGUCGCCGUCCCAUCUGCAGACCAAAGCGUACGUGAGGCAGCUGCACGUCAUCGACAACCAGAACCUGCUCUUUGACCUUUCCUGCAAACUGGAACCCCGAGACGGGCUCGGAGAUUAUUUUUAUCGUCGGCGUCACCCGAUCGCGCUAAUUAAGCUUCGCCGGACGUUUCCACGGCUACGAUCGAGAAGAGUCGGCGCCGCUUCCCGUCAUCGCCGGAGCUCGGGCUCACUGGCUCCGCCCCCCGCUGCCUUUAAAAGUUUUUCCCGCACGCCGCUCGUCCUCGCUGAGCUCUCGACCGCCGCCGGCCGCAAACCGACGACCUCCCCCGAGGUAACGAACGCCGCGUGCUUGUUGUUGUUGUUCUUUUCCUUGCUUUGGUUUUCAAGGUCAGAGGUUGACACGAUGAAAAAGCAAAAGUGGAAUCAAACGGCUGAUGUGUCACAUGACGUUUUUUCAUCCUCCUCGCUAACAGCGCACUGAGUGCUAACUUUGUGUUUUUGCAUGUUUGUGAUCGACGGCUGUCAUUUGCACUUCGUAUCUGCGUUGUAAGGUCAGGCAGGGGGCGGGGCCGCCGUCCGAGCACGUCAGCGGUCACUCGCUCCCCGUCGCGUGAUCCGCCGGCAGCUGAAGCUAAAGUUAGCAUCAAGGGGGCGACGGGCGGGGCUCAAAUGAAAUCUAGGGAGAACUUUUCCUUCGUGAAAAACGCAACACGAAGUGCUUUCCCGAUAAAAACAGACGAGAACCAAGCGAACCUUCCCGCGCGCCGCACACACGCACGGAGGCCCGAAACCGAAGCCGGCACCGAGGAUCCGGGGGAGGGAAGAUCGAGGAGGCGCUGCGGUUCGGCUGAAAAAGUUCAAAAGUCAAAAGGAAAUACGAUGCAAAAAGGCAGACAAAAAGAGAAAUCGGUGACAAGCUCAACCGAGGAGGCGAGUCUUGAGCCUUCUUUCAAAAAAGGCUCGACGAUGUUCACAACCUUCUCUGCGCUUCUGAUGCCCCGAACUGUGAAGACCGCAUGAUGAUGAUGAUGAUGAUGAUGAUGAUGAUGACUUUGUGUGUGUGCGUGCGCG
Molecule: messenger RNA, 8279 nt
Organism: Phycodurus eques (leafy seadragon)
Lineage: Eukaryota; Metazoa; Chordata; Actinopteri; Syngnathiformes; Syngnathidae
Gene: rapgefl1
Product: Rap guanine nucleotide exchange factor (GEF)-like 1
Exons: 16
Coding region: 5794-7689 (631 amino acids)
Biological process (GO): Ras protein signal transduction; positive regulation of GTPase activity
Cellular component (GO): plasma membrane
Molecular function (GO): guanyl-nucleotide exchange factor activity
Source: RefSeq, a predicted model, not a curated record